AUUUUGAGCUCCCAACCCACCUCGUUCCGAACUGCUCAUCCAUCCAAGACGAAGCAACAGGCAACAGGUAGCUAGAGCUAGCUAGCUGGGGGUAUCAAGCAAAGAUUCGAAUCCGGUAGGUGUCGGCAGUUGACCCAAUAGCCAAAGCAGUCUGCGCUUCCAGUUUAGGGCGCUUCCCAAGUGUGAACUGGGUGCGGUAGCUAUUGAAGAGAGUUGAGGCGAUAGACACUCCACCACCAAGAUUUGACCAGCGGAGUAACAUUCAUUUUUGUUUGAAAUUUGAGUUUUUACUGCACUCUUUUUGUUCUAACAAAGAGAGAGAGAGAGAGAUUUGGAAUCAGACUGUGUGUGAGAGAGAGAUAGAGAGAGAACGAGAGCAUGUACAAACCGAGUCCUGAGGCUUUGAAGAGCAUGAUGGUGGUCAAACCUCAAGGUGACGACUACGAAUCUCGUGAAGGAGGCACUUCCACUUCCCCCGGCUCCACAAGUCCCCAAAAGACACACAACAGUGGUUUUAAUAGCAAGCCAGCCUCCUCUUCCGACGAGGACGACAGUGGUCCACUACGACCUGGCCACCACAAUCCACAGACUCACAGUCAUGCCAUCAAAAGCAAAUCGACCAAUUCCACCACUUCACCUAGCAGCAGUUCGGCUGGUCCUGCUGGAUUGUUUGCCGAGAAGAAGGACUCCAAGCCCAUGCCCAUGAACCCACGUCGCACCAUUCCACUCCCUUCCUUUACCAAACGAGAAAAGAAACCACGCAGUGCCACCAUGUUACGGCGCACGGGAUCUCACACGUCUUCCUUUACAACGGAUGCGGCCAUGUCGGUGGAUCACUCGGGAACCGACACGGGCACCAACAAUUCCUACGAACCACUCGAAUCCUCCAUUGAAGAAGAGACGGCUCCAGAUACACCGGCGGCUCCCGUCUCCAAUGUCAUUGUCAAACCAACUCAACAGCAGCAACCACGAGCGGCCUCACCAUUUUCUCUUCUAUCGGAUGAUGUUUCUUCCGAGAUGAAUACUCCUCGUCAAGACGAAAUUCUCAAACAGCACCAAGAAAAAAUGGAAGAACUAGAAGCCAAAAUGCAGCUGCAAAUUCAAGAACAGCAGCGACAACAUGCCGAAAUUCAGCAAAAAUUAUUGCAGCAUCAACAAAUGCAAAUGAUUCGGGAAGUUCCAUCCAGUCAAAGCAUGGCGUCGCCGACACCGCCCUAUCCGCAACAGCCCCCAGUGGCGAGCGUCCCACAAUUGCAACUGCAACAGCCGACAUUAGCGGUGCCUCCAACUCAGCAGCAACAACAACAACCGUAUCUAGUACAGCAGCCACAGCCAGUCGUAGCACAGUCACAACAACAAAUAAUCAAUCCACAAGGGCAGCAUCCACCACCACCAAUGAAUCAACAAGGAAUGGCCAUUCCGAAUAGCGUGCAACAGCAGAUACCGCAUUUCUCGUCCAACAGCUCACAGCAAUCCGCGGCCAGCAGCAAUCAGUUCAACCACAUGACCGGACAACAGCAACAACCAGUAUCGAAUUUUGCUUCGUCUCAACAGCCGACAAUGCAGCAGCAGAAUCCGCAACAACAACCGCCAAACCAGGCUCAAUUUGUACCAGUGCAGCAGCAGCAACAACAUCAGAGGGCUCAGUUACAGCAGCAGAGACAGCAGAUGCAAAAUUUGAGAAACAAUUUCCAACAACAACAACAACCUGUUCCUUCCAAUACUACGGGGCAAGAUGCUAGCUCGCGUGCUGCCACUCCCAAAAUGAAGGGGGGAAUGCAUGUUUCCAGCAAACCAGGGACUCCGACCAUUCCGUCCGAGGGACCAACUGCUUUCAAUCCAUCCACGCAGCAAACUCGACCUCCAGUGUCUGGUGCAACGUCGCCCAAUCCAGCGGCGGUGCAGGUACCCAUGAUGCCACAACCGCAACAACAACAGUGGCCGGGACAUCAGCCGACAAAUGUCAUGCAGCAGCAGCACCCGCAGAAUGUGCAGCAACAUGCUCCACCACAAGUGCAACAACAAGCACGGGGUGUACCGGCCCCGCAAAAUCCUCAAUUUGGUGGCGCUCAGCAUCCCUCGGCUGCAAUGGCACGCAACCAAGUACAGCCUCAAACGGGUGGGCAGCAGCAGGGACCAGGAACAGUGCAGCGAAUGCCACCCCCACAGCCAGGUGCUCGACAGACGCCAACGCCUCAAGCAGCUCCACAGCAACAGCCAUGGAAUCAAAACUCUUCUGGCGUGCAGCAUCAAGGUAACAAUCCAGCGCCACGGCAACAAGCCUUCCCACAGCAGCAACCAAAUGUACCAAUGCAGCAGGCUAAUCAACAGCCGCCUCGCCAGAUCCAACAAGGACAACCUCCUGUGCAGCAGCCAAUUGCAAUGCAGCCUCAAGUACAAAAGCAACAGCAGCUCAACCAACAACAGCCGCGUCAACUGCAACACGGACAACCUCACGUGCAGCAGCAACAUCCUCGUCAGGCUCCAGUACAGCAAGGGCAACCGCCUGUGCAGCAUCGUCAGAUCCAACAGGGACAACCACCAGCGCAGCCGCCCAAUCAACAGCAGCCUCGUCAGGUCCAACAAGAACAAUUGCAAGUACAGCAACAACAACUGGCAGUUCAGCAUCCCAAUCAACAACAGCCUCGGCAGUUCCAACAAGGGCAGCUGUCAACGCAGAAUCCUUAUCAACAACAGCCUUCUCAGAUCCAACAAGGACAACAACCAGCUGCUCGGCUGUCCAAUCAACAACAACCUCAUCCAGUCCAACAGGGACAACCGCCAGUGCAGCAGCAAAUUAGACAGCCGCUUCCGGGGCAGCAACUACAGCAAGGAUCGCAGCCUCAUCAUCCGUCCCGGUCGAAUGAUCAAGCUUACCAGCAGGCUUUGGCGUCACUUUUGGGCCCGUCUCCUGGUCCAACUAACCCCACUUCGCCUUUGCCACCCAGAACACCGGAUCAUCAAGCAAGAACGCCGAAUCAAGCACAGUUUGACGCAAACCAGCAGAGGACGCGCCAACCGCAUCCACAGACAAGUCUUCUGACGCCAAUUCUUUCCCAUGAGAUGCCUCCUCAGCCUCGACAGCGUACUUCGAGCCAUGAUUCCCGUGCCAGCCAUUUCUCCGUCGCUUCCCAGCCACUGCCUCAAGUUACACCAGAACGGCAAAGGAUGAGGCAAGCAGGCUUUCCAGCACAGGUCAUGCAUCAGUAUUCAAUUCCGCAAACUCCCCCCUCCACGCACUCUCAAAGCCCCCAAGAAAGCGAAUCGCCGCAAUGGUUGACGGACCUGACGUCUCAAGCUUACAAUCAACGGCACCAACAAUCUCCAGUCCCAUACCAACAAGUGGCAAGUGUGGUUCCUGCGCAGACCGUGCCACGGGCAAUGCAGGGAGCACCGGGUCCUACAUCAAAUCAGCCUGUUGCCUCGACCCAGCCCGGAAAGAAUGAUCCGGUGUACACAAAGGCCUUGGCAGACCUUUGGUCCCAAGCUGAAACCAAUCACGAGGCGGUUGAUGCUUCCAAAGAAGUAUCCAUUCAACUCCCAGCUGAUUCGGAAAGAAGCAACAAGACAGGAUCUUCGAGACGUCUCAGCUUGGAUUCGGAAACUGAAAGAACCAAUCGCUCGAGGACGAGUAAUGCAUCUGCCGCAAGCAUUUUCAGUGCCGCAACUCUGCCUCUCACGAAUAUCCAGGCACGUGCUUCCCCUCAGCAACGGCCACAGGCUCAAGUAUUCAGUGGCACCACCUACCAACAAGCACAGAAUUCUGGGGCUCGUCAGUACGAGCAAAAUCUCCAACAACAAAUACAGACUGCUGCGGCUUACCAUCCCCAAAAUACUGCAACUCAUCAGUACCCACAAAAUCCCGCUUCUCAACAGCCUCCACAGAAUGCAGCCUAUCAUCAUCAUCCACAACAGACUGCGGCCGCUUACCAGCAACACCCGAACCCUGCAGCCGCGGGGCAUCUGCAAAAUCCAGCUACUCUACAGCAUCCACAGAAUGCCACCACUGAUUUUCAGCAUCCAGCCUAUCAGCAGCAGGCAGCUUCAUAUCAGCAAAAUGCCUCGAUGGCCCAGUAUCAACAGCAUCCGGUCGCACAGGGUCAGCAAAAUGGUCUUCCUUUGCAAAGGCAAAUUGUGUCUGAGAGCGUACGUAACGAAUUUGACGGCGAAGCGAUCCUAGGAUCCGGGGGAAACGUGCCUUGGGCUGCCAACGCUGAGCCAAGAGGAAAUGGAGCCGCUGCUCCCAACGACGGCAUAUAUGCAGUUGGGGCUGACUCAGCUACGAGGCCGAACCCUGCGCCAGCUCGACGAAGCAAACGCAACGAUGGAGGCCAUGAUCCCUCAAAAGGUUCUGGAGAUGUCGAAAGAGAAGAAGUCGCUCGAGCCAAGACGACAGACGAGGCAAAACAAACUCAGAAAGUGCAUGAAAAGGCUCGGGCGAACGAACCCGGUGCAACCGGGCAAACAAGAAAUACGAAGUCGGACGUCGAGAACAACCGAGCCAGUGCGCCUGCUGCAUCUGGGGACGCGGACCGCGAAAGCAAACCAUCGAGCUUGGGCGUGUACCUGGGGUGCUGCAUUUUGCUUUUACUGAUCGCUGGAGGUGCCACUGUUGCCGUCCUCUAUUUCACAACAGAUGUGUUCGGUACCAAGGAUGACAACCCAACGCAAGCACCGGUGCUACCACCCAGUGGACCAGUGGCAAGCGCGCCAACGACAUCUCCUUCCAGCGAGGCGACGCCAGAAUCAACGCCCGACGGAGCAGUCGCGACAACUUCAGAGCCCACGUUUGCACCUGCCUUGGAUUUGAUUCCGGAAAAUGCGACUGGAUUGCACGUGAUUUCGAACAUGUCGCAGGCACCCUCUUUCGUUGAGGGUGACUUGUGGGAAAUUGAUCUCCUAAUGACCGACUCUCCUUCGACUGGACUUGACGACGGUGACGCAGCAGGCAAUGUGACAUCAAAUACGGCAACGCCAACUUUUGCUACUACGAAUGCUACUACGAGCAGCCCUACGGGGUCCGCUGAAGACGUUGUUUCAGCGAAUCAAACUUUCGCGUGGGAAUUUCUUAAUCUAGAGGUGAUUGGAGAUGACCCAGGUGCAAGGACGGGUUCGUUUGUUGUCACGAACAGCAAUGGACGGGUCAUUGCCAUCGGCUCGGUGGGGCAGCCUCUUGUUGUCGUGUAUCGACUUUUGCAGGGUUCUUCUCUGCAACAGCUGGGUAGCCCGUUUCCUAUUGUGGAUGGCGCUGCACCGGUGUCCGCAGCGCUUAAUGGACAAGGUUCAAUCCUGGCUGUUGGAUACGACGAUGGCUCCGUUCUAGUUUAUCAGUACGUGGAGCUUGAUGGUGAAUGGGUAGCAAGGGGGGCGGCCGUCUUGCCAGAAGGGGGGCGUGUGAAUGCCUCUUCCGUGUCUGUAUCGCUAUCUUCAGGUGGUGUGAUCCUUGUUGUUGGUGUCUUGAGUGACUCGGGUACGCUGACGGUGCAGUCCUAUCUGUAUAGUCGAGGAGAGCAGAGCUGGGAUCCCGUUGGAGAUACGAUUUAUCGUCUGGAACGUCGUUCCGCCAGCGUGACGGUGUCCGCCAGUGGAUUUGUCAUGGCCUUCACCACCAUCAAGGAAAUCCAUACAGAGCAAUGGGGGUCUGUAGAAACUUUCGAGUUGGAUGUGUAUGGUGGUGCCAACACUACUACCAGAGGGUCGUUUACUUUGUUGGGUAUUUCGGACCUUGCAGUUUCGCUUUCCGUGAACGGCACGACAAUGGCUGUUGCCAAUGACAAAAGAUCCAGCGUCUAUGGCUACUCAGAGAGCCUCCAAUCCUGGCAAGUGCAACCCGGCGGCGACCGACUUGCCGGUGGUUCUGUUGUUUCGUUGGCUUUUGACUCUGAACUUGUGGCAAUUGGAGGAGGCGCCAGCGACAUAGUACACACCUACGAAAGAAUUGACAACUGGUGGAGAAUGCAUCCGUCGUCUUCUGGACGCAGGCUAAGCUUGUAUGGAACGGGACGAGACGGCUUUGGAUCAGCUUUGUCUCUAUCUGGCGACAGUAGCACACUCGUUGUUGGCGCCCCUUUAGAUGACGAGGGAGGUGACGAUGCCGGCAAAGUUUACUUCUACGGAGCAAGCGAACUCGACGAUGAUAACUAAAUAAAAUGUGACGAAGAUGUAGUUGACGUUAACAUCUCUGAUAGCUGUCACUAUCUAGCUAUAUGUGAAUUAUUGUAGC
Seminavis robusta is the source of this 6223-nucleotide messenger RNA. The record is from the annotation of a GenBank genome assembly. Lineage: Eukaryota; Bacillariophyta; Bacillariophyceae; Naviculales; Naviculaceae.